CAGGGAGCCAUCUGUCCACUCUGUGGAUAACUGAAAACAAAGGGGGCAAACACUGAACACGGACUACAAACUAAGAGGCCGUUUAUUUAGGAGAUACCAGAAAUAAAGAAGAGGAGCGAGUAUUUUGUAUAUAAGAGUGUUUGCUGUGAAGCCCCAACAACAGAAAGCAUGUCUGACAAGGAAGAAAUGGCUACUUCAGAUGGGAGUCUCAAUGUUACACUGACGCUGAGGCUACUAAUGCAUGGAAAGGAAGUUGGCAGCAUAAUUGGAAAGAAAGGAGAAACAGUAAAGAAAAUGAGGGAGGAGAGUGGUGCUCGUAUCAACAUAUCAGAGGGAUCAUCUCCUGAGAGAAUAGUUACCAUCACAGGACCCACUGAGGGCAUCUUCAGAGCUUUCUCCAUGAUUGCACAGAAGUUUGAGGAGGAUAUUACGGCAGCAAUGACAAACAGCAACGUGACAAGCAAGCCACCUGUGACACUUCGUCUGGUUUUCCCAGGGAGCCAGUGUGGCUCACUGAUUGGCAAAGGUGGCUCAAAGAUCAAAGAGAUCAGAGAGACCACAGGCGCCCAGGUUCAGGUGGCAGGAGACAUGCUGCCGGACUCUACGGAGAGGGCUGUCACAAUCUCCGGCACUCCACAGGCCAUCACUCAGUGUGUAAGACACAUCUGCUCUGUCAUGCUGGAGUCUCCUCCAAAGGGAGCAACUAUUCCCUAUCGUCCCAAGGCCAUACCUGCAGGAGCCCAUGCAGUAUUAGCACAACAGCACUCUGCACAGGCCUUUGCAAUUCCAGGGCAGUAUGCUUUUGCGCAUCAAGAUUUGACCAAGCUUCACCAGUUGGCUAUGCAGCAUAUUCCCCUCCCUUCCCUUGGGCAGAGCAACCCUACCUUCCCUGGAUUGGAUGCAUCUGCCCCCACAAGUUCACAAGAGCUGGCAAUACCUAAUGAUUUUAUUGGCUGCAUAAUUGGAAGACAAGGCAGCAAGAUCAAUGAGAUUCGCCAGGUCUCUGGAGCGCACAUCAAAAUUGCCAGUGCUACUGAUGGCUCAGCCAUGCGCCAAGUCACGAUCACGGGCUCUCCGGCCAGCAUCAGCGUGGCCCAGUACCUCAUCAACGCCAGCUUAGAGAUGGCUAAAUACACCAUGCAGGCCGCUUCCUCUGUGAACCCAGUUGACCUCAACAUGAACUUCUCUCAGUCUGCUCCCAAUGCCUCCGCUGCUGCUACCUCUAUGGCCGUCCUGGCGGCCACCACCCAAGCCCCCACCAUUAACGUCCACUCUCCCUCCACCUUACAAACCAUCCAAAACCCGCACUACGCCCUCCCCGUUUCCAGCCUGCUUGGCAUGAAAACUCUCCCUGUUUUGACUGUUCACCCAGCAGCCGCUUCCAGCCUAACACACGGUUUAAACCCUUACGCCGCAAAAAUGCAGACCCCCGGCAUGAAAAAAUCUGAGCGGCAGAAGUUUGCUCCCUAUUGAUGUCUGCUUUUUAAGUAUAGUCAGUGUGGCUGACUGGUAAGGCAUUAUUAAAUGAUGGCAAAGUAUUAAUAUUUGACAUUUAGGCCUAAAAAGAGCUUACGCCAGUGUGUGUAAGUUUUACCAGUGUAGCACUUGUUUUCCAUAAAUCAGGAGACUAUUAGAGACAGACUGAAAGGACUGUAGUAUCAAAAUAUGUCCUUAAUUAAA
Molecule: messenger RNA, 1680 nt
Organism: Scomber scombrus (Atlantic mackerel)
Lineage: Eukaryota; Metazoa; Chordata; Actinopteri; Scombriformes; Scombridae
Exons: 13
Coding region: 169-1473 (434 amino acids)
Biological process (GO): negative regulation of mRNA splicing, via spliceosome
Cellular component (GO): cytoplasm; nucleus
Molecular function (GO): mRNA binding
Source: RefSeq, a predicted model, not a curated record